Molecule: messenger RNA, 1173 nt
Organism: Dreissena polymorpha
Lineage: Eukaryota; Metazoa; Mollusca; Bivalvia; Myida; Dreissenidae
Product: aspartate beta-hydroxylase domain-containing protein 2-like
Exons: 2
Coding region: 99-1073 (324 amino acids)
Source: RefSeq, a predicted model, not a curated record
UGAAUUUAAACGAGUUUAGAAUUAAAACGUGAACAAAAAAAAGUUACUUUCGGUUCAGUUGGGUACCAACUAAGGAAAAACGAUUGUAACAACUAAUCAUGGAUGGUUUAACGUUGAUAUCCGAGUAUUCAUUCUAUAUUGGUCUCAUUAUAUUCGCCUUAUUGUUUUUCCUUAAUAAAAAAUGUGGGUUUGAAGUCAUGACAGUUCCCACAAGAGCUCUCUCACAAUCGAAACGUGAUGACGAUGAUUUAAACUUCUGCAGUGAUCCGAACUGUGUAAGAUGCAAUAAAUACUCAGAAGUUUUAUGCAAAGCCCAGCAUUGUCUUAAAGAUGUAUCUGAAAAACAAAUAGCUUCUGAUAUCAAAAACGGAAUCAGUCGCGGUAAAUAUGACAAUGAAGCGCAGCAGCCGUCAACGUUUCAUUACAAAUGCCAGGAAUUGAUUUCAACGCCAAUUUGGGAAAAUUUUCAUGGAGCGGACACAGAAUUGCUAGAGAGUGCUUUAGAUGAUAUUAAAACUGAGUGUGAAAGAGUGAUUGCAAGUGGAGACGGACACUGGAAACGAAAUUCCACUUCAAGUGGCGAAUGGGACACUUUUCAUUUGAUUAACCAGGGCACAGUUAUCAUGGAAAAUGCCACACUCUGUCCAAACACUUUGAAAGUUGUUCAAAAUUUGCCUUCAGUAAUGGAUAGAAAUGUUUUUGGAAACGUUUUUUUUUCGAUGAUUAAACCUGGUACCGUCAUAGCUGAACAUUUUGGACCAACCAACAUAAGGCUCCGGUGCCAUUUAGGAUUGUCCGUUAACAAGGAGUGUCUUCUCACUGUGGAUGACCAGACUACAAGCUGGUCAGAGGGCAGGUGUCUGGUCUUUGAUGACUCGUUCCUUCAUUCAGUGGCUCACUUUGGAAUUCCUGAUAGGCCUGCACCAGAACUAUGUAGCAGUUUACUGGAGAACAGACAUUCAGUGUCUAGGACAGAGAAGAGUUCCGAUAGAGUGGUGCUUAUAGUUGACCUCUGGCAUCCAGACAUAACACCCAAAGAAAGAUCUGUAAUUGACUUUGUUUUCAAGCCUUAAAACAAAGAGUGUGACAUAUUUUAUUGAAACUUAUCAUGUAGCCUUUUGUGCAAACAUUCCCCUUCAACUUGAAUAGAUUGAAUCUACUAUCCAAAUCAAA